This is a messenger RNA of Meloidogyne enterolobii, 2145 nucleotides long. Lineage: Eukaryota; Metazoa; Nematoda; Chromadorea; Rhabditida; Meloidogynidae. The record is from the annotation of a GenBank genome assembly.
AUGAUAUUACUGAAUACUUUGUAUUUAAUAUGCAAAAUUGUCAAAGACUACGCAGCAGAAGCUGUCCAAUUUUUUGUUAAAAAAUUGGAAAAAUUUGGGCCUGAAUUGCAGAUUAAAUCAUUGCUUGGCCAUCGUUCCCAAGCAGCACCAGAAAUCCGUUUAGUUUCGGGUCGUCACCUAAAAGAGUUUGCCGAGUUUCUGGCCUCACAAAUCGACCAUUUUGUUGUCGAAGGUGAUAGAGUAAGAUUAGCAAAUAUGUCAGAACCAAAAACUUGUCCUGAUGAAUUUGUUGAUGAAGAAGGGCGUCCAUUAGCUGGGCACAAAGCAAAAUUGGCAGCUAUUGAAUUUAUGAAAUCUGUUCUGGAACAAAACGAAGAACAGCCUUAUCCACUUGAUUUAUUUUACAAAAAAUUCUGUGAACAUUUUCCCCAUCAUAUUCGACAGGAAGUUGCUACAAAUCCUAAGGAAUUAUUAAUGUUUCUAAAAUUAAAUCGUCAUCUUUUCUUCAUUCGUUCAAAUAAAGUUCAAUUAGUUAAAAAUCGUAUACCAACAUCUGAAGAACAACAAGAUUCUGAAAGUGGAAGAUCUACAGAGGAUAUUGGGGGUGGAGGAAAUACAACAGGUUCUUCUUCCUCUUCUAGUGAAAGAAGUAAUGUUGCAAGUCCAGAAGUUAUUACAACAACAAAAAAUAAUUCAGUUACAAAUAUUAUAUCACCAGUUAUGUUUCCUUUAUGUAGAGAUAAUUUACACUAUGUACAAUUUGUUAAUACUUUGAAAAAAGCACAGGAUGCCGUAGCUUCUCUAAAAUCAGACUUAGAAGCAGCUUUACCCAACGACCCUUCCAACUUUCUAGUUGUUGAUUUUAAACUUGUCUGUCUUGGUGGUGGUUCUCAUCAUACCCCAUCUGAACAAUUUGUUGCCCUAGUAAUUGUUUCAACUCCUUUAACAAAUAAAAAAUCACAACAACAAGGACAAUUAAUUGUUUUUGAUUUGGCACAUUGUGAAGGAAUAUUAACUGAUAAAGGAAGUCUUGGGGAAUUAUUAGAAUCAGAUAAAAUUAUUAAAGUAACUCAUGAUGUUAGAAGAGCUGCCUGGUUACUUGGACAAAGAUAUGGAAUUGAAAUUAAAAAUGUUUUUGAUACACAGAUUGCUCAUUCGGUCAUUCAACACCACAAAUUUGGAAAGCCUAUGGGAGAAUUAAGAGCUAUUUCUUUUGUUAAUCUUCAACGUGUUUAUAACCCUCAAUCAUUGGUGCUUAGCGACAUUAGUCCUAGAAAACUUUCACAAACACCAAAUUGGGCUGAUCGUCCUGUAACUCCAGACAUUCUCCUUUCUGCUUGUGAGGAAAGUCAUUGUUUGGCUAACGGUCUUUUUCGUUUGUUGGACUCCCAAUUGCCUCCACAGCUUCGUCAGUUUUUUGAACAACUCUGUAUAGAAGCAAUAACAACUAAUAAUAUGGAACAGCAGCAACUAAAUCCUGUAUUAAAUAGAAAUGGAAAUAUUGCUCAACAAAACGGAUGCUCAGAAUUAGUGGGGGGACAGCAGCAACAACGCCGCCCAUUGCCGCAACCGCUUAUGGAACUCCCUUUGAAUGGCAAGUGUCCCAUUCCCAUUUAUUCGUGUUUGGGUCUUGUUAUAUGUAUUUAUCGCCCUCCAGGCAUCCGUCGUCGAGGAUCCAUUCAACCUCCUUCACUUCUUAAUGGAGGAAGCCCACUUGGAAGUCCACUUUUUGGAAAUUCCCCAUUCAGUGGAGGAGGGUAUAUUCCUCCACCUUUGAGAAAAGUUUCUGCUCCAAUGGCAGCUCAAUCACUUAUGGGACAAUGCCGUUCACCAACAAUAAGAAAUGUUUUUGGAGGUUUCCCAAUUCCAACAACACAAAACCAAAAAUGUGAAAUGAGAGAUGCAGAAACACAAACAAUAAGUACUGGAGAGAUUGCCGUUUUGAAAGUUUACUAUGACGAUGAAGAAAAAGAAUUAACAAAUGGAAAUUCAAACAAAACUUUAAAAUCAAAUGAUAAGGCAAUUAAAAUUGAAAAUAUUGAGACAAAUAAAGAAGAAAAGCAACUUUUAAAUGUAAAGGAAGAGGAAAAACAAAAUCAAGAUUCUGUUGGAGAAACAAUUUUGGAAGGAAAUGAAAGUGUUUAA